Messenger RNA from Neoarius graeffei (lesser salmon catfish), 3107 nucleotides. It is a transcript of the gene gstcd, whose product is annotated as glutathione S-transferase, C-terminal domain containing. The transcript has 12 exons. Bases 119 to 2023 code for a protein of 634 amino acids. The record is from RefSeq and is a predicted model, not a curated record. NCBI's taxonomy places the organism in Eukaryota, Metazoa, Chordata, Actinopteri, Siluriformes, Ariidae.
GUUUUUUAUGUAACACCCAAUUCAAACUAAUGUUCCACGUGAAUCAAAGUUUAUUGACAGCCGACUGUUAAACACUGAUGAACUUGAUACCUGUGCAGUGCUCCAGGACAAAUCACUGAUGCGUCAGAUCAGAAUGAAGCGCGCAAACCGAAACCCAGAGGAAUCGAGCCUCUUCCUAGAGGUCUGUAACAUCAGCGGAGCUGCAGUCCUUCCUCUGCACUCCUCCAUCACUCUGUUCCUUCUGUCCUACACUGAGUGCGAGUCUUUCCAGGUUUACCUAGUCUCAGAUCAGCCUGGCAGUGUAGAAGCUUUGGCAGGUUCCCUUCCAAAGAAACUGGCUGUGUCUGAAGUGAAGAGGGCAGAAACUCCAGCCCUGGUGGCAGCAUGUCGUCUGCCGGUUGUGGUGGAGCCGAAUGGAUGUUUCUGCAGAGCCGGACUGGCUGUGGUGCUCAGACACAUUAUCCAGAUGACCUGCCGCCUGGAGCCACAACGCAGAGACGUGGCCUCACUGCUGGGCUUUAAGAACACCUGCCUGAAGGCCUGUGCUGAGGUGAGAGCAAAAGUGAGCCGCUGGACCAGGUUAUGCGAGCUGGACAUUCCCUCAGCAGUCGAGGAUCACCUACGUAACCCGACAGAGGAGCGACUCCAUCUUCCCGCCGCUCUCCUCCAGCUGGAGCACCGCCUGGCCGAACCGGUCAAGGUGCACAACGAUGACAAACUCCGCCGUCACAAACUUCAGCAGCAGAAGAACUCUGAGAAGAACUCUCAACCACCCGAGAGCCAGCAGGAUGGUCCUCAGAGCAAGAACCGGUGUGGACUGGAGAUGAAUGCAGCUCUGGCCAAACUGUCUGUGGACGGAGCGCCACCUGUUCCCACCACCAGAGAGCGCUCUGAUAUAAGGAAAGUGAAGACCACUGAGCUGCCAGAAUUGGAGCAUGUGUUCGCCGAGGGGCUUUACUUCACACUCACUGAUGUGGUGCUGCUGCCGUGCAUCCAUCGAUACCUGGUCUCACUCCAGAAUCACGCUCCUCACGUCCUGCUCCAGCUCCCUCUGCUGCUGCGCUGGUAUCAGCGUAUGAAGGAACUGCCAGGGGUCUGCUGUGCUGCAGAGGAUUGUGGGAUUGCUCUGUUCACCCCGCAGGUACCGCAGCCCUGCUCGACUCGCCCAGAUGCUCCUCAUUGCGUGGUCGAAUCGGACCAGGAAACCCUUGCGCCAUCUCAAGAGCACUUUGUGGGAGGGCCUCGACCCACACUUACCAAACUCCAGGAACAUGGGAUCGAAGCUGUCUUCUCCCAACACCCCUGCCCAGCAUGGACCCUCAACUGGGAGGAUCUGCCUGCUGCCGUCAACCCCACUGAAGGGAAGAUGUCAGACACUCGAGCUGUACGCAAGCGGCAGCAGCUGAACAACCUGGUGGCCAUGGCGAAGGAACUCGCUGCUCCUGAUCACACUAUAGUGGACUUCUGUAGUGGAGGAGGCCAUGUUGGAAUUGUUUUGGCGCACACGCUUCCUCAGUGUCAGGUCAUCCUUAUAGAAAACAAAGAAGAGUCUCUGAUUCGAGCGAGAGACAGAAGCUCACAGCUCGGACUUCAGAACAUCAGCUUCAUCCAGGCGAACCUCGACUACUUCGUAGGGACCUUCCAAGUCGGGGUGGCUCUACAUGCAUGUGGUGUGGCAACAGACAUGGUUCUAGAUCGCUGCGUUCAGGCCAGAGCCGGAUUCGUGAUCAGUCCAUGCUGUUACGGCUUCAUCCAGAAUACACUCAAGUUCAGCUUCCCUAGGAGUAAGAAGUUUGCAGAUGCGUUGAUGUAUAAGGAGCACAUGAUCCUGUGCAGGUUUGCUGACCAGACAGCUGUCCAGCUUCCCACUGAACGCCGCUUAAUCGGGAAACGCUGCAUGGGCUUGGUUGACUUGGACCGCAGCUGGGCUGCUGAGACUCAUGGUUACUCGGUGAAGGUGAUAACCAUGGAGCCUGAAAGCUGCUCCCCCAAGAACAACAUGAUAGUCGGCGUUCCCGCCUAGCAUGUCCAUCUGAUGACUUUAACAGCUUGAAUGCGGGAUGUAGACUGGAGCCUUGAGGAACACCUGAGAAUUAGCUGUGGUACUUCAGGAGCAAGUGUCAGCUCUGAGAUGAUGAGGAUUUCUUGAGACCAUUAAGUGUUCAAAGUGACUUUUUUAGAAAUAACAAUUUAAUGUCUUUUUUUUUUUUAAAUGAUGUUAUGAACUGCCAGUAAUGGAAUGUUUUACUCAGGAUGUGAAUCCAUAUUUGUGGACACAUUCAUUGUUUAUUUUUAAGCUCAUAACAAUUUAACUACAUUAAAUGUGGAAUGAAACAUGAUGUUCCAGCUGUACAGUUAGAGGAAAAUAAUCAAUGACUGGGUGGUGUGAUGGUUAGACCAUUAUUGUCCUCUAACAGCAUGGCCCAAAGUGUUUUAUUCCUCUUAUUUGACUUGACAUUGAUUACAAUUUUAAAAAAAAUGCCAUGUAAUACUUUUUUAACCAUUUAGAGUUACAUUUAAUGUUGUAGAAGCUUUGCCAAUCAAGUUAUUAUUUGCAUUAUAACAGAUGUUAUUCUAUCCACAUUCUCUGGAUAUGAGCAAUCACAUGCUCUGAUUGGCUACUCUACUACUAGGCUAUCAGCUCAUAUCCCGUGAGUAGAGAAAAACAAAAUGGCGGAGCAUGUUGCCGAACCAAACGAGGACGAAAUAAAAACUCUACUCGAAAACAAAAACCCCAAAACAUACAAAAAAGCAACAAAAUAUGGAAUAAAAGUAUUUGAUGGUAAGAAUAUAUUUUGGUUAUUUUUCAAGAAUUAUUAUUAUCGCAUUAUUCACAAAUGGUGACUGUCAUUUCGCCGGUUUGUUUACAUUCUGAGCGGAAAUUAUUUUGUCAGACGUUUUGUAUAAAGUUUUUAUUUAUCGAAUUUGCAAAAAAGAAAAAUGCUCCGUUUCUCAAAAUCCAGUGAAUGUAGAUAGAAUAAAAUAGUUAUUCCACUCAAUCUCUUACAUGGCUUAGAGCCAACUCGGUGCUACGCACUUUGUCGACUAUCACCUCAUGUACCACUCAAUUUCAUGGAAUAACUAUUGUAGUAAUCUGUUGUACCCUC